Molecule: messenger RNA, 594 nt
Organism: Ixodes scapularis (black-legged tick)
Lineage: Eukaryota; Metazoa; Arthropoda; Arachnida; Ixodida; Ixodidae
Exons: 3
Coding region: 1-594 (197 amino acids)
Source: RefSeq, a predicted model, not a curated record
AUGAGGUCGCGUUCCUCCAGGAUCGCCCUGCUCCUUCUGCUUCUGGUUGGAAUCUGCACAGUGCAUCUGGUCAUGCGGGCUCAAGCCAGGAAGGAUCCGAGGCCUGUGGCGAUGCCGAGAGUUGAUAACGUCGCGUGCAGUUGCCAGCUGUACGGCGUCCAUAAGAACGGCACGAAGGUCGGGGCGCUGCUGUACACCUUCAACGACUCUCUGCCGGAUGACGAACGAGACGACUGCGCCGGCUGGUGCCGCUUCGUGGUGAACGCCACCUGGAAAGACGGAGACCUGUUCCUCAAGGACCCGAUGUACAACAAGAGCAUUGGCCAGCAGAUCUGCGAGAGCCACAGUCAGACCAUCGCCAGUGUCUACGUGGGGCUCUUCGUGUCCUGCUUCAGCCAGCUCCAGUACACGGGGCUCAAGAGCAAGAUGAGGCUGUGCUGCUACAGCAAGCAGCAGGUCGCCUGUCCGGAGAACCCCGCCGCAGCCGUGGUCGUCUCGGACGCGACUCGGAGAACGACAUCGACUUCGAAGCCGAGCGCUCCGCCGCCGCCCCAUUUACGUAAAUUCUCGGGCAUUAGAAAAAAACAUAAUUGA